Molecule: messenger RNA, 971 nt
Organism: Carassius auratus (goldfish)
Lineage: Eukaryota; Metazoa; Chordata; Actinopteri; Cypriniformes; Cyprinidae
Gene: ucmab
Product: upper zone of growth plate and cartilage matrix associated b
Exons: 5
Coding region: 119-571 (150 amino acids)
Biological process (GO): regulation of osteoblast differentiation; embryonic skeletal system development
Cellular component (GO): extracellular matrix
Source: RefSeq, a predicted model, not a curated record
CUCCACCCCUCCUUCACCCUCCUGGUCAACCUCCAUUCACUGCUCUCAUGACCACAAGCCCAAUAUCAGGCAGGACGUCCGACACUUUUUCUCUACUCUUGCUCAGCUAAAUCUAAAAAUGUCCUGGACUCGACCUCUUCUUCUCACCUGUCUCGUUGUUUUGUCCGUCAUCACCUUGUUCCAUGGAGCUGACAGUGCCGCUGUGUCAGAUAAGAAGGCAGCCAAUCCUGAAGUUCUCAAGAGUUCUUCUGCCUCAUUAAUGUUAUUCUUCACCGAAGGUGCACUGAGCAAUGUCUUCAUGCAAGAGGCAGAUGCCUCCAGCUUCUUCAAACGGCGAGGCAAGAGGGCUGUGAAAACUCAAGAUGAGAUAAACGCUGAACAGAGACAGAGACUGGCCGCAGACGAGAGAAGGAGAGAGUAUCAUGAGGGACAGAGGAAUAAGUUUGAGAGUUACGCAGAAGAGGAAAAUGAUGAGCAAGACGAGCGCACCAGAGAGAAGACAGAGCAGUGGAGAGAGUUUCACUACGACGGCCUCGACCCAUCUUACGAGUACAACCGACACACGGUGUAAAACACUGGAGAACUACGACAGAACGGGUGGACAGCUUUACAGUAGAUCUCUGUGAAGGUGUUUGUGCAGAAUGUCUGCAGUUAACAUGCACACAAUAGCGCAAAAGAACGUAGCCUUAUAUGUGUAUUCAUGCAUACAGAACGUAUGUAAUCCAUGUAUCAUAGUUCUUAAAAAAGAUGUACAUUUAUUCAUAUGUAGGCUUUCUUAACCCUUACUGUAUGACUAAACUUUAUUUUUAUUGCAAUGUGUUGUACAUUUCGUCACACACAAGUAAUUUAAUGAUUAUUAAUUCUUAAUUUCAAAGUGAAUAUGUAUUCAUUUUGUGCUGGGAUAAUGUAAAGUGUUACAUUUCAUGUUCGUAACAGCUACUUUAGGUUGAAACACGACAAGUCAACAAUAA